UUCGGGAAGAAAUGAAUUAGUCAGACUCUUCUACCACUCCCAAACCCCCCUCUCCCCCUCUCUCUUUCUCUCUAUUCACAUACGCUCACGCGCGGAAACGAGAUCGAUUCUAUCUGCCGUGGAUGAAGGUAUGAAGCCGCUGCAUGAACAAAAAUGGAUAUAAAGAAAGAAGGAUCUUAAAGAACAACAAGCAGUGUGGGGAUCACAGGAGAUAGCCUAUGUAAAGCCGACUGCUUGAACAUGCGACAAAAAAGCCUUGACGGCGAAAAGCAUCAAUGGUGUACUAAAUAACACAUGCAUGAAACGGGAGCAUUUCUUCUCAGUCUGGAAGACGUUGGCAACUCCGACAAUAUCUAGGCGAACAAAACCAACGGGCACCGGCCUUGCUCGUUUUCGCACGGCUUUUUCAACGGUGUUGGAGCGCAAAGGAGGAGAGAGAGCAUCAGUAAUCAGACUAGGACACUCUCCUCAGCACCCUCCCACGACGAUACCGAACCGCGCUGCUGAGGCGGAGCGUGUCACUGGAUGUGGGUGAACACCGGGUGUGUAGGCUAAUACGCUGGGAUAGUGAGAUUUGGUCAUCCCAACCCUUAUGCACCUUCAGAACAUUUCCCAAUCUGGCGUGCUCAGGACUGAGAAGCAGGUGUAGUGGUGAGGGCGCUUCCAUGAGCGUCUUCUCCCGGGACGGCAUGUUUUUAGUUUAACCGGAUUUGUUGAAAAGACUGGGUGAAGAGGAUAAAGGCGAGUUUGGAAGUUUUGAUGCAUAUGAUCACAACCACCAUGAUUUUUAUGAUCCUCGGUGCUUCAGUUGUAAUGUGGUCACAGUACCAGGUCAUGUAGCGGUUGCUGUGUUCCAAUACUGCUUGUCAUGUCCUGGUUGACUCGAAUGGUUCUUUGCAGGCGAUAGCGUGUUUAAUGGACAUGAACGCACUCCUGGACCGCUUUCACAACUACAUCUUACCGCAUUUACGAGGGGAAGACCGCGUGUGUCAUUGCAACUGUGGAAGGCAUCAUGUUCACUACGUAAUUCCAUAUGACGGAGACCAUUCACUCGUGGACUCAUCUGAGAAUUACUUUGUGAGUGACAGUGUGACCAAACAGGAGAUGGACCUCAUGCUGGGGCUGUUGUUGGGGUUCUGUAUCAGCUGGCUGCUGUUGUGGCUGGAUGGAGCUUUGCACUGUGCUGUGAGGGCCUGGAGAGCCAGUCGCUAUUAUGAUACCCCUUCCUGGUCAUGGUUACCCCAGUUCUGUAACCUUCGGGACCUCCGUAGACGUGCACAGCUGCGGCAACUAGAGGAUUCCAGUGGAAACAUGGUGCAUAUCAAGCAGAAGCUCUAUCAUAAUGGUCAUCCCAGCCCCCGCCACCUCUGACUGUUUAAUGACAGUUUCCCCAAAACUGCUCCAUUACCAGCUGCUGCCUCAGAGACCCACUUUAAUUGUUCCACUACAGUUUGAACCAACUUUUAGACCUUCUAAAAGCACUCAAUGUGAUCAAGUAUUUGCAAAAACUAAAAAUCAAGAAGAAAGAAGAUUAUUGUUGUCAAUAUCCUGAUUUGUCUCUUCGUUCGCCAUGUCUGAGAUAGGAAAUUGGGCGAAUGUUUUUGGAAAGUUUUGUUUCUGUACAGGCUUAUUAUUUUCCAUUGCUGAAUCUAGGCAUGCACUUUUAGAAUGGGGGAGGAUGCAAGAAAUGUUUUUUGUGACAUUGGGAAUCAAUUAAGUUUGUUUUUCUUGCUUUCCCCCUACCUUUUUUUUUAGCUUUUUCAUUAGGAUAUGACUUUUUGGGAAAUGGGUGAUAAGUGUGGGUGGGGUGGGAGGGUCGAGGUCAUGGUUUUGUGAUGGUAUAGUUAGAGAUUACUGCUCAUGUAAAUACUUUUACAUAUUGUUUUAAGGGAUUUAAGACCACACAAAAGUAUGAAGUUCUUAUAGAAGAGUCAUGAAGUGUAUAAAAAGAGAGUAAAUGACAAAUGAAAAGAAUGAAUUUUGAAUGCAGAUGUGACAUGUGAACUGUUUGGAUACAGAUCACUCUAAAAAAGAUUGAUUAGCUUUGUUACUAUGUGAAUAAAUGAAUGUAUUAAUUUUAUCUGUAAAUAAAGAGAGUGCAGGAAGAUUUAAAUGUAUGGUCAGGGCUCUUUUUGCUGUUUUGAACAUCAUCCAUCAAAUGUGAGAGAGCCGCUAGCACUUGCAUUGUCUUCCCUACACUGUGUCCAAUACUCCUCCCUGGUCUGCUUUUAAACUACUCCAUACUCAAACAAGAACAACCAGCCUGCAAGCACAGAGAGCCCUGACCCAAUUUUCUCUUCCUCUUUAUGUCCAGACAUUGCUGUUGUGAAGAUAAAAUGUCUGUUUUAUUAAAAGUGCCAUUGAAGCACAACAGUGACACCUAGUUUUGGGUCAUUUCUGAACGACUAAAUGUGUCGAGGUGGCAAUAA
Messenger RNA from Myxocyprinus asiaticus (Chinese sucker), 2429 nucleotides. RefSeq names its product transmembrane protein 240-like. The record is from RefSeq and is a predicted model, not a curated record. NCBI's taxonomy places the organism in Eukaryota, Metazoa, Chordata, Actinopteri, Cypriniformes, Catostomidae. The coding region runs from base 916 to 1371 and encodes 151 amino acids. The transcript is spliced from 4 exons.